Messenger RNA from Lactuca virosa, 3203 nucleotides. NCBI's taxonomy places the organism in Eukaryota, Viridiplantae, Streptophyta, Magnoliopsida, Asterales, Asteraceae. The record is from the annotation of a GenBank genome assembly.
AUGGCAAAGCAAAUAAUGUCUUCUUCAAACUUGUUAUUUUUCUCUCUAACUCUGCUAAUCAUCACACUCUCCCAGAUACCAAAUUUUGGUUCUGCUUCUUUGGGGGAAGCCAAUGCUUUUCUUAAAUGGAAGGAAAGCCUUGAAAUCCCAAAAAACUCCUUGCUCUCUUCAUGGAUUUCCCUCCCUUUGAACUCGAGUGCAUCGGUUCCAUGCACUUCUUGGUUUGGAGUAUUUUGCAAUGCUGAUGGGAGCAUUCACAGGUUGAACCUCAGUUCAUCCGGCUUAAAAGGUACACUCCACCAAUUUCCAUUCUCUUUGCUACACAAUCUUACACAUUUUGAUCUCAAUACAAACAACUUCUUUGGCCCCAUUCCACCAGAAAUCAGACUCCUGACCAAUCUUGUAUAUCUUGAUUUUUCAAUGAAUAAGUUUUCUGGUCCCAUUCCUGUUGAACUUGGGAAUUUAAAGUCUCUCACUGAUCUUGCGGCGUACAACAAUCAACUUAGUGGUUAUAUACCUUCAUCGUUGGGUGAUUUGACAUCUUUGAAUGCCCUUUAUUUGUAUGAAAAUCAAUUCUCUGGUCCCAUUCCUGUUGAACUUGGGAAUUUAAAGUCUCUCACUAAGCUUGAGGUGGGCUACAAUCAACUUAGUGGUUAUAUUCCUUCAUCAUUGGGUGAUUUGACAUCUUUAAAUGUCCUUUAUUUGUUUCAAAAUCAACUCUCUGGUCCCAUUCCUGUUGAACUUGGGAAUUUAAAGUCUCUCACUGAUCUUGAGGUGAGCAACAAUCAACUUAGUGGUUCUAUUCCUUCAUCAUUGGGUGAUUUGACAUCUUUGAAUGUCCUUUAUUUGUAUGAAAAUCGACUCUCUGGUCCCAUUCCUGUUGAACUUGGGAAUUUAAAGUCUCUCACUGAUCUUGCGGUGUACAACAAUCAACUUAGUGGUUCUAUUCCUUCAUCAUUGGGUGAUUUGACAUCUUUGAAUGUCCUUUAUUUGUAUGAAAAUCAACUCUCUGGUUCCAUUCCUGUUGAACUUGGGAAUUUAAAGUCUCUCACUAAGCUUGAGGUGAGCCACAAUCAGCUUAGUGGUUCUAUUCCUUCAUCACUAGCAAAUUUGAGCAACCUACAAUGGCUGACCCUCAGUGAUAAUAAAUUAUCUGGUCCCAUUCCUAGUGAACUUGGGAAGUUGAAGUCUCUAACUGAACUUUCGGUGUAUGGAAAUCAGCUUAGUGGUUUUAUUCCUUCAUCAUUUGGUGAUUUGACAUCUUUAAAUCACCUUUAUAUGCAUAACAAUCAGCUUGCUGGUCCCAUUCCUAGUGCACUUGCGAAGUUGAAGUAUCUCACUGAUUUUCAGGCGAGCAGCAAUCAAAUUAGUGGUUAUAUUCCUCCAGCGUUUGGAAAUUUAACUCAACUACAAAGGCUUGAUCUGUCUUCGAAUCAUUUGGUUGGUGAGAUCCCAAAGGAGUUUGGGAAGAUGAAAAAUAUGUUGGAUUUGUACCUGGCUGGCAACCAUCUUUCAGGUGUUAUACCUCUAGAGCUUGGAUUUUGUGAACUUCUUGAAGUACUCGAUCUAUCCAAAAAUAGAUUGAAUGGGUCGAUUCCAACAAGUAUCGGACAAUGGGCACAAAUCCACUUCUUGAAUCUUAGUAAUAACAAGCUCAGUGAGAAAAUUCCAUCCGAGAUUGGUAGAUUAGUUCAUCUUACGGAACUUGAUUUAUCUCAUAACUUUCUCACGAAAGAGAUACCAUCUGGAGUUCAAAGCUUGCAGAGUUUGCAAAAAUUGGAUCUUUCUCAUAAUAGACUAUCCGGUUCUAUUCCAGAUGCUUUUAAAAGUUUGCCUAGCGGGAUUGAUAUCAACCUUUCUUUCAAUAAUCUCUCAGGUCCAGUCCCCCCUUAUGCCAACUUUGUGAAUGCGUCCAUAGAAAGAAAUCCAGAUUUGUGUGGGAAUAUUACGGGAGUGAAACUUUGUCCAAGUCAGAUUAUGAAGAAGAAAAAUGAUCCCUUUCAUCAUAAGCUUAUCCUUGUAAUUAUGAUUCCACUUAUCGGGGCUAUUUUACUUGGUGUAUUCACGUAUGGCCUCAUUUCUUAUCAACAACAAAAGAAAAAGUCUCCACAAAAACCAUUGGAUGAAGAAAGUGGUGAUUAUUUCUCUACUACAACUUUUGAUGGAAAAGUGGUGUAUGUUGAUAUCUUGAAGGCAACAAAUGACUUUGAUGAAGCAUAUUGCAUUGGGACCGGAGGAUAUGGGACUGUGUACAAAGCCGAGCUACAACCAAACAAUGUGGUAGCUGUCAAGAAACUUCACUCAUCAUCCGAGAAUGUUGAUCAUAAUGGGUUCAUUAAUGAGGUACGAGCAUUAACGAACAUAAGGCAUCGCAACAUAGUGAAACUCUAUGGAUAUUGCUCCCAUAUCCGACACUCAUUAUUGAUUUAUGAAUACCUUGAAAACGGAAGCCUUGGAUCAAUCUUAAGAAGCGAUGUCUUUGUAAAAGAAUUGGAUUGGUUGAAAAGGGUCAAUAUUGUAAAGGGUGUGGCUAAUGGUUUGGCUUAUAUGCAUCACGACUGCUCACCACCUAUAAUUCAUAGAGACAUAUCCAUAGCCAACAUCCUUCUUGAUUCUGAUUGCGAGGCACAUAUUUCUGAUUUUGGCACAUCCAAGCUUUUAAAGCUAGACUCCUCCAACUGGACCGCAAUUACAGGCACCUACGGUUAUAUCGCGCCAGAGCUUGCUUAUACGAUGGUGGCAACCGAGAAAUGUGAUGUGUAUAGCUUUGGAGUUGUUGCACUAGAAGUGGUCAUGGGAAAGCAUCCUGGAGAACUGAUAACAUCUUUACCAACAUUGUCUGCAGAUUAUCUGGUACCAAAAAAUGUGGGAGAUAGUCGGAUACCUCCUCCCACAUCCCAAGUUGAGAAACAUGUUAAGUUGGUUUUGAGUCUCUCAAGAGCAUGUUUGAACUCCAAUCCACAUGAAAGACCAACAAUGCAACAAGUUUCAAAUCUGUUAAUGAAGGAUCUCAUGUGAAUUAUCAUCUCUUGCUUAUAGUCUACUUUCAGUGAUCAUUACUUUUCUCAAGUUUCCUAUAUGCAUCAUUUCAUUAUGUACUCAUUUGAAUGGCUUUUUGUUAAGAAACUUCACAUAUGUUUGUAGUAGUAAAGAAAUAAGUCGAUGAAGAUUACUAUACUUCUAAAAACACACUACUUGAAACC